Zalophus californianus (California sea lion) is the source of this 336-nucleotide messenger RNA. RefSeq names its product cytochrome b-c1 complex subunit 7-like. Bases 1 to 336 code for a protein of 111 amino acids. Gene Ontology annotation, biological process: mitochondrial electron transport, ubiquinol to cytochrome c. The record is from RefSeq and is a predicted model, not a curated record. The transcript has a single exon. NCBI's taxonomy places the organism in Eukaryota, Metazoa, Chordata, Mammalia, Carnivora, Otariidae.
AUGGUGAGCAGGCCUGCCAUUGCAGCAUUAAACCGGUGGCUGAAAGGUAUUCGAAAAUGGUACUACAAUGCUGCAGGGUUCAAUAAGCUGGGGUUAAUGAGAGAUAAUACAAUAUAUGAGAAUGAUGAUGACAAAGAGGCCAUAAGAAGGCUUCCUGAGAAUCUUUAUAACAACAGGAUGUUUCGCGUUAAAAGAGCACUGGACCUGACCAUGAGGCAUCAGAUCUUGCCUAAAGAGCAGUGGACAAAAUAUGAGGAGGAUAAAUUCUACCUUGAACCAUAUCUGAAAGAAGUUAUUUGGGAAAGAAAAGAGAGAGAAGAGUGGGCAAAGAAAUAA